Zea mays is the source of this 2797-nucleotide messenger RNA. Its product is annotated as DEAD-box ATP-dependent RNA helicase 1. Lineage: Eukaryota; Viridiplantae; Streptophyta; Magnoliopsida; Poales; Poaceae. The record is from RefSeq and is a predicted model, not a curated record. The coding region runs from base 212 to 1783 and encodes 523 amino acids. Gene Ontology annotation, molecular function: ATP binding; nucleic acid binding. The transcript has 11 exons.
GCCCAAUCCAAAGAAGCCCACCGGCCCACCUCACAACGGCCUGUUCCGCGCCCUAAGUUUGCUGCAACGCCGCCACCAAUUUGCAGCUCCAGCAAACGGCUCGUCGCCGUCGCGGACUCGCAGCCACUCCGGAGCGUUGCCUCACCUGUGUGCUCCUCGCCGGCCUCGACAACUCCCCGGAUUGUCAUAGUCGAGGCGGUUCUAGUCGCUGAUGGUGGCCAUGGCGAGGAAGGACGAGGAAGAGGGGCCCGCGGACCGCGUGCCGCACCUGCCGUGGAUGCGGUACCCCGUCGAUAUCGACACCUUCUCCGGCCGCCCCGUCACACAGCUACCCCGCCUCGACCCGAGACUGGUAGAGGCUUUGCAGAGAAUGGGAAUUGAAUCAUUUUUCCCAGUUCAAGAAGCAGCCUGGCUGGAAACAAUUGGUCCUGGCGCUUUUGAGAGGGAUAUCUGUAUCAACUCCCCAACUGGAUCUGGCAAAACUCUUGCUUAUGCCCUACCUAUUGUGCAAAUGCUCUGCACACGGAAAGUAAGGUGCUUGCGAGCUUUGGUUGUGCUUCCUACGCGGGAUCUGGCCUUGCAGGUUAAAGAGGUUUUUGAUGCUAUUGCUCCUGUGGUGGGCUUGUCAGUAGGUUCAGCCGUUGGUCAAUCAUCAAUAGCAGAUGAAGUUUCUAGUCUUGUCCAGAAGCCCAGACAGGAGUUUUACCCAACUAUUGACAAAGAAUACGUCCAAAUGGAACCACGGACUAAAAUUGAUAUAUUGGUGGCAACCCCUGGAAGACUCAUGGAUCACAUUAACAUGACAAAUGGUUUCAGUCUGGAGCAUCUUCAGUACCUGGUCAUUGAUGAGACAGAUAGAAUGUUAAGAGAGGCUUAUCAAUCCUGGUUGCCAACAGUGAUCCAACUUACCCACUCAAUUGGUCAAGAUCAUUCCUGUCAUGACAUUGAUGGGAAAACUCUACUUCAUCCAUUGACUACUAUUAGAAGAUCGGGUGUGGAGCGUGGGUUUAAAAGUAAAUGCUAUCCAAGAUUGGCGAAGAUAGUUUUGUCUGCUACACUGACUCAAGAUCCUAGCAAGCUAUCACAACUCGAAUUGCACCAUCCCUUGUUGUUGAAUAGUGGGAAGAAGCGCUAUAGAAUUCCUACAAAACUUGAAUCCUACAAACUGAUAUGUAAAUCAAACUUAAAACCACUCUCUCUCAUUGUUCUUCUCCAAGAACUGCAAGGGAAUAAGUGCUUAGUUUUUACCUCAUCAGUGGAAUCAAGCCACAGACUAAGCACUUUACUGCGUUUUUUCGAAAACUUACCCUUUAAAUUCAGUGAAUAUUCACGUUUGCAGCGUGAAUCUACUCGAAGGAAGACACUGGAGGCCUUCAAGGAAGGGAAAAUCGAUGUUCUAAUUGGCACGGAUAGAAUGGCUCGUGGAAUACAUAUUGAUGGUUUAAGAUAUGUUAUCAAUUAUGAUAUGCCACCAUAUGUGAAAACGUACAUACAUCGAGCAGGCCGGACUGCUAGGGCAGGGGAAUCUGGUUCCUGCUUCACCUUUUUAAGAAAACACGAGGUUAAAACUUUUGACAAAAUGCUCAAAAAGGCAGACAAUGCUGGCUGCAAUCUUCAUUCAUUGCCUGAAGAAUCAAUAGAAACACUUCGUCCAGCUUUCUCCGGUGCUCUGAGGAAACUGGAAGGAGCACUGGAAUCAGAAGCAGUGAAGAAAUAUGAUUUAGGAGAUAAAACGCCAGGUGCUUCUAAACGAAAGAGACCAAAUCAGUUGUGCAAGCAAUAGUGCUCUAGUUCUAACGUCUUGACAUUACAAUGUUGCACCUGCAUGUCUACAGAGUUACGAUGGUCCAUGAGCAUGGAAGAAACGUGAGGAGGCAAUUGAUUCCCAGUUCAAAUCAUGAACUAGAAUGGGGCAUGUUAAACCUACAAUUUGAAACCUUUAGGGCUGGUUCGAUGAUAAGGGAAUUAGAGGCGAUUGAGGGCUGAUUUGGUGACCAGAGAAUCGAAGGGAUCCAUAGGAGAGGAAUCCUCUUGCUAUUCAAACCAAGGAAAUCUCUUGCUAUUCAAUUCACUUGAAUUCCCUGCUCAUCAAACUAGCCCUUACUACUUUACGUUUGAGGGGAGUUCCUCCCUCGAAAGCUUUUGAAUUCACAGAUAUAAUGAGAAUGAGUCCAUGAAGUUGGUGUAGAAAUAUCUUCCAGUUGUGCGAGGAAAAUUUUACAACCAGCAUAACUGAUGAGAACUGAAAAAUAUCCAGCAUAUUUUCUUAUAUUUAUGUACUAGUCAGCACAGACAUGUUUAGCUAUUCAGAUUUUUGAGAAUGAAACCCUGAAGGAUCCUACCUAUUCAGAAGAUCUAAUGUUGAGUGCAGCAGCAGUAGUGGUUUCACAAGCAUGGUCGUCUACUGCUACUACUAAUACUUGUCUUCUUGGCUGCCAGCAUAUAUAGCUUGUCGAUUGAUUAUCUUACUGGUCCCAAGCUUUCUAAUACGGCCGUGGUUGAGUGCAGCAGCAGUAGGUUGUUCUCAGCCCCAACAACACUGCAGCCGGUUCGUGGUUCAUCAUGGAUACCCAAAGUAAAAAAAAAAGGUGUCUGCUUUAUGCUGUUCAAUGUGCUCUCCCAUCUCCAAACAGCUUUCGCGAUGCCUGCAGCAGGCCGAUCCAUUCUGAUGAAUGGCACAGUAAAUCUCUCGGCCUUGGACAGUUGGACCCUUAUCUUCCUGGUGUGGUGCUCAUCAUUCACUGUACAUUUUUGGCUGCAAGGAGGCCACCCAAAAGAAAAGUUGGCUUUACAUUCA